GAGGAAUCUUAAUGUUGAGACGCUUGGUGAAACCAUCUUUGGCCAUGGGCUUAUUCAUCGGUUAGUGAAGAGCAUCCUCAAGAGUCUCUAUCUGGUAUCUAUUAGACUCUUUAGUAUCAGCCUUUUGUCGGAAAGAAAGUAGUCCCAAAUGGGCUGUCAAGCUACAGUUUUGCUAUUUUUUUUCAAAAAUUUCUAUAAAAUAUUGGAGUUAGUUAAACUUUGCAAGAUAACUCGGUUGAAGCGGAAGCAUACCAGCUUAUCUGCUGACUUCCUAGAGUUUUAUAAUUGGCUACCACCGUCAGUCAGAUCGAAGAGUUCUUUGAUUGUUUGGGUGAUCUGCACUAACCUCCAUUUUGAGAUUAGCAAAUCCGGCAUUUUCUUUUCAUCAACUAAAAGUAUCCGAAAUAUGAAAAAUAAGCAUUUAGAGAGCUUGAGGGUCAUCCAGAAAUUUACUUCAUUCAUAACUGAGAAUGCUGGUCGGAUCUUUCUAAACCUUCUUGUAGCAUUUAUAAAACUGAAGCGGGUUCUCCUAUUAAGAAUCCUUAAAUUUCUUAAAAUGCUCCAUGAUAAUUUCAUGAUUAAAAUUUAUGAGAUUUGCUAUGUCUUUGUCACUAAUUCUCAAAGAUGAGAAAUCUAGCAAACUUAAUCGACAAUUAGUUUUCUUUCUUUUCUCAAACUUUAAUGCUUAUAAAAGCAGGAUAUUGAACCAUUUAGGUUUGUUCCAUUUCUUUAAUCUGAUCUCAAAAGGUUCAAUUCUGGAAAGAGAUAAAAUACUGCCAAAUGCAUCGAUAAAUAGGAUAAGCUUGCUGUCCUUACUGUCCUUAACUAUAACAGCCUUCUCUCACUUUCAUGGUCAAUAAAAGUGAUUAUAUAUCUCUUCUAACAUCAACGUCUUACUCUCGAGCCAUCACAUGGGAUUGCUUCAUCUUGCCAGGGCUGACUCUCAAGAGGCUGGAGCUUUAAACUUUUGCAAAGCAGCUCUCAUGUUUAUCUGAGAACUUCCAAGUUUUUAGAGAAAAGCAUGGUGCUGCUUCUUUCUCAAUUUC
This is a messenger RNA of Moneuplotes crassus, 1046 nucleotides long. The record is from the annotation of a GenBank genome assembly. Lineage: Eukaryota; Ciliophora; Spirotrichea; Euplotida; Euplotidae.